AUGUCAACGUUGUUGGACACCUCGGAUGGAAACGCGAAGGGGAUACGACCACAAACUCUCUUGGGAACAUCUGGCAUAGAAAGUAGUGGAGAAAAUGGUGGGACCUCUCGGGGAAAAUCUUCUGAUUCCAGCGGUGAAGAGGAAGCCAACACGGGUCAAAAGAAGCCUCGUAGGCAUCGGACCCAUUUCACCAGCCAGCAGCUGCAGGAACUGGAGGCUACGUUUCAGCGGAACCGCUACCCGGACAUGAGCACAAGGGAAGAGAUCGCAGGCUGGACCAAUCUGACCGAGCCAAGGAUAAGGGUUUGGUUCAAGAACCGACGUGCCAAGUGGCGGAAAAAGGAACGUCACCAACAGACGGAAGUUUGCAAAGGAACCUUUGGGUCGCAGCUGAAUGGGUUGACCGGGAACCCUUAUGAAGACCUUUACCCCAGCUAUGCAUAUAACACCUGGACUCCCAAGGGGCUACACAGCAGCCCUAUCCAUGGCAAAGGCUUCCAGCUCUUCAACUCCAUCAACCUCAACUCUUUUGCGCCCCAGAACGUGUUCCCCACAGCCGCCGGACCUUCUCUGCCUGGAGUUCCGUCUCUGGAAAAUUUCAACAGCCUGGCAAGUGCUCCAGGGCACUCAGGUUCCAUGUAUGGGCCCGUCGCGCCUUCGCCCUACAUGUACAGGGACCCCUGCACCUCAGGCCUGGCGGGAUUGAGACUCAGAGCAAAACAGCCACAAUCCGCUCUUGGUUACGGCGCUCCCCAAAAUGUCAGCCCUAACUCCAGCCAGUAUCCUCUGGACAGGCCAGUGUGA
This is a messenger RNA of Thamnophis elegans (Western terrestrial garter snake), 804 nucleotides long. Its product is annotated as pituitary homeobox 2-like. Gene Ontology annotation, molecular function: DNA-binding transcription factor activity, RNA polymerase II-specific; RNA polymerase II cis-regulatory region sequence-specific DNA binding. Gene Ontology annotation, cellular component: nucleus. Gene Ontology annotation, biological process: regulation of transcription by RNA polymerase II; anatomical structure morphogenesis. Bases 1 to 804 code for a protein of 267 amino acids. The record is from RefSeq and is a predicted model, not a curated record. The transcript has 3 exons. NCBI's taxonomy places the organism in Eukaryota, Metazoa, Chordata, Lepidosauria, Squamata, Natricidae.